AAGGGCGUAUCCACUCUUUGGGAAUCAGGAAACACGUUACUGUUUGUGAGAAGUCCCUCCUUUACUUUAGUUUGACCGCGGUUGGUGGUGACCAAACCGUCAACGGCCGCCCGUUCCAAACAUCAUCACCAGCUCCGGUCCAUCAAUGGCCGAUUCAACUGCGGCCGUCGAUACCCCGGGUCAGCCUACAGUUAACGGAAAAGGUGACGGUGGAGCGGGGACAACCAACCCAGACUACAUUGCUUUCGUCCUGGUUCCGGUUUUCUUCCUUCUGGGCCUGUUGGGGGUGGUGAUCUGCCACGUGUUGAAGAGUAAGGGCUAUCGGUGCACCACUGAGGCCCACGAUGGGGAGGAGGAGUGUGAGGAGGAAGAGAAGGAUCCUGAGCUGGGCGGAGACAUGAAUGACACCAUGAGUGACAACAAUGACACAGUCGGACAGAUCGUCCGCUACAUCAUGAAAAAUGAAGCAAACUCAGACGCCCUGAAAGCCAUGGUUCAUGAAAACAGCAUCGACUCUGAUGGUCCUCCGCUCACCCCCACCUCUCCGGGCACCCCGACCCCUCCGCUGACUCCCGUAUCCCCGGGUGCACCCCCAGGAGCCGCCAAGCACACCUGCAACCACCUGCACACCAUCGGCGGCCUGGGCGGCCACAAGAACAUCUGCAACCGCUGCAGCCAGAAGAAAUGGCCGCUGAUGCGGAGGCCGUCGGCCCGCAAGGCGGAGCAGCAGCAGCAGCAGCGGCACAGCCAGCACAGAGAGGUCACGGUCCUGGCUGUGGGCAGGUUCCGGGUGACAAAGUGUGAAAAACCAACGAGGGAGAGGCGGACGCUGCUGAUAUCAGACUCCAACGGGAGCGUCCCCGCGUCUCCCACGGAGCUGGAGCCCCGGAGCCGGACCACGUCUGAGUCCCAGCAGGAGCGGACGGACGACUCGGACAAAGAGAAACGAUAGAAAUCCAGCCUUUUACAAAGAGAGGAGAAAACAACAACAUCUGGACUCUUUUUAAAAAACACAAACAACAACAUUAAAAACAUCAGCGCUGGAGGAGGAGCAGUGAAGUCGACCAGGGAGUCGAACCCUCCACGUUCCUGCACCGCGGGGAGCCAAAAGUGCUGACGACGAGGACGGCGGCGGCGGCGAGAGCGAUGCACACACACAGUCGCAGCAGCCGGUUAUUUUAUAAGCAGAAAGAGGGAGUGCGUGUCUGUCUGUGAUGCACCUCAUUUCCUCUUCAAAUAGAUUCACAAUAGUGCCUUGCUCAAGGGGCAUUUCAGCAGGGCGAGGGAAGCCUGAACCGGGGCUUUCCACAUGAACUACGGCCUUGUUCGUCAAUAUGCCGACGAUGUGUGUACAUAUGUUUUUAUAUGUGGAGGGCAAGAAAAGUCAGAUAAUUGAUAGAAGAAUAAAAAAAUACACACCCUCAUUGAGAGAGGUCGAACCAGUCUGAGAUUAAGUUGUAAGUUCCCAAGCAGGAAGGAGGAACAAGCUAAUAAUAGCAAUCAGAGAAGCAGGAAAGAGACUGGAUGUGAUAAGAGUGACUCAGCAGUAAGAACAUAGUGUGCCUUAGUAGAGAUGGAAGAAAAAUUUAUUAAACCCUUUUUUUUUCUUUUUACGAGGGCACAAAUUCGCUCUUAAUAUUCAAACUCAGCUGCUCGCUCAGUGUUUUCUCUUAAACUCAGUGUUAUUUUGCCAUUAACAUAAAACAUCUUAACCCAUAAAGGUCAAUCUGCUCUCGGUCACUGCCACGUUUUUCAUUUGUGGCAGAAAGACAUUACUAAAUAUCUACAUGUUAUUUUUUGGCACAUUAUCAGUUUAUAACAUCUUUUUUUGCCUGUUUACACCAAGCAACCACCGCCUAUGAACUUUUCUUUUAGCUUCAGUUUGGUCUCCACCAGGCAGAUCAAAUCAUACGAAAAGAUGCAUUAUGGGAAAUGUAGGAUUAACUGUUUUUUUUAAUAGCUUGAACCAGACUAAAAGUCAACAUACAGUCAUGGAAAAAAAUAUUAGACCUCACUUGUUUUCUAUAAUAUCUUGUUCAUUUUAAUGUCUGGUACAACUAAAGGUACAUUUGUUUGGACAAAUAUAAUGAUAACAACAAAAAUAGCUUCCUUUUUUUUUAUUAUGAUUUUGGUUAUUAUCAAGAAAACCAUGGAAAAUGUCUAGAUAUCAGCUCUUAGAUUAAACUCUUAUGAGAUAUUUUUGUUGUUUUCAUUAUAUUUGUCCAAACAAAAAGUUGUACCAGGCAUUAGAAUAAACAAGAAAUUGAAGGAAACAACGGUAUAAUAAUUAUCUACAUUAUUGUAUCACGGCCUUUGCUGCUUUGAUUUUUUUUUUUAAAGCAAGAUCUCCAAUUUUUUAAUCUUUCUCUUGUGAGUUGUACCACUUUAUGCAGGUGUGAUACUAAAUCACUGGAGUCAUGAGCUAAUCAUCCAAAUGUAUUCCCAGAUCUUUGCCAUCAAAAUGUAUCAUUUAAGGAAUGUUUUUCUUCCAACUUGGAAUUUGUGAAUGUAAUUUCAAUUGUGCCUCAUUUAAAAGAUAAACCAAAACAUAUGUUAUUAUUAUAUAUUUUGGGACAGUUUACUGUUUUUAUUGUUGUAUAAUGAAAAAAUAAAGAGGACUAAUGCAUAUGAAA
Messenger RNA from Centropristis striata (black sea bass), 2633 nucleotides. It is a transcript of the gene rell1, whose product is annotated as RELT like 1. The record is from RefSeq and is a predicted model, not a curated record. The coding region runs from base 146 to 952 and encodes 268 amino acids. Gene Ontology annotation, cellular component: plasma membrane. Gene Ontology annotation, biological process: positive regulation of p38MAPK cascade. The transcript is spliced from 8 exons. Lineage: Eukaryota; Metazoa; Chordata; Actinopteri; Perciformes; Serranidae.